Molecule: messenger RNA, 719 nt
Organism: Ixodes scapularis (black-legged tick)
Lineage: Eukaryota; Metazoa; Arthropoda; Arachnida; Ixodida; Ixodidae
Exons: 4
Coding region: 126-719 (197 amino acids)
Source: RefSeq, a predicted model, not a curated record
ACGCUUGUUUCAUUGGUCAUUAACGUCAGAAAUUAGUUUUAAACGGUAUUCGCGCAAAGUGCUAAGAGAGUUCCAUCGCCCCCUUUAAGGUGCCCUGGGAAUACACCGUUUGCGUUUGAGAAAGAAUGACAGCCAGCACGCGCAGGUUGUCUCGAGCACUCUGCUCGCGCUCUUGUUCCCUUCCAUCUGUCUCUGCGAGGCGGUCCUGUUGCACGGCAGUCGAGCCAGCGUCCGCUAUGAGGUCGUCGCGAAGAACCUCCAGCAACGCAGCGCGCCCAAGGGAUCCCUUCUCCCUGGCAUCGGCGCUGGCGGCGUCUGCACCUCCUCCGAGACGCUUCAGCGUUCCAGAAGGCUUCGAGGAACUCCCAAAUGAAAAUACCUUCACGGAAGAAGACUGGGAACCAGAGAUUGUUCCGGGGCGGCCGGGCUACGUGCCGCUGAUGUCGAGGGUGCGGCCGUUCUUCAGAGAAGUGGUCGACAUGACGCCCCUUCAGCGACGUCAGUACUACGACGAGCUGCUCAAGCAGCACAAGGUCAUUGAGAUGCUUAGAGCCUUCGCCGGGAGCCAGGAGUGCGACCACACGGGACACCCAAACGAAGACUGCGUAAGCAACAACUUUGAUACCCAGCUGUCGAAAAGCCCAGUCUCAGUUAUUUUCGCGAAGCGUCAUAGUUUUGUGUUGCGUUCGUCGCCAUUCAUUGUAUGGUCUCUCUAUUGA